AUGGGAAAACGAACAACAGUUGAACAGCGUGAAUUAGUGCUUCAUAAUCAUAACAAUGGAUUUUCUCGGCGAAAAAUAGCUGAAAUUGUUAACCUACCAGAUGACACGGUCAAAGAUAUUAUCCACCGUUUUGUAUUCGAGAAUCGAAUUGGAAAUGAAGGAAGAAAACCUCCGAACAAAAUAUUUAGUGCAUCGGAUGAACGAUAUAUUAAGCGAAGAGUAAAACAAAAUCCAAAGCUAUCGGCACAAAAACUGCACGAAAGAGUAUCACGGAAGAAACCUUUUAUCAGUAAAAAAAAUCGAGCCGUUUUCAGUUUGCAAAGAAGAGUGGAAGAGUGUUAUAUUCGCGGAUAA
This is a messenger RNA of Eupeodes corollae, 354 nucleotides long. RefSeq lists its product as uncharacterized. The coding region runs from base 1 to 354 and encodes 117 amino acids. NCBI's taxonomy places the organism in Eukaryota, Metazoa, Arthropoda, Insecta, Diptera, Syrphidae. The record is from RefSeq and is a predicted model, not a curated record. The transcript has a single exon.